Messenger RNA from Saxophila tyrrhenica, 840 nucleotides. RefSeq lists its product as uncharacterized. The record is from RefSeq and is a predicted model, not a curated record. Bases 1 to 840 code for a protein of 279 amino acids. The transcript has a single exon. Lineage: Eukaryota; Fungi; Ascomycota; Dothideomycetes; Mycosphaerellales; Extremaceae.
AUGGCGACCACGAUACCCGAGGCUUCGCUGUUAGGCCUGCCAACUGAACUAAGGCUCAGGAUAUACGAUUAUGUACUGCAGGCAGACAUUAACUGUCCCAUCGUCGUUGACAUUGUCCAUUCCAGCGAUUCCAAUGGGACACAAGCUGCUCUCAUCCCGAAUGCAGAGGCCGCCUUUUCUUCGAAGAUACCAUGGCUUAACUUACGGACGACUUGCCGCCGCAUUUCCCACGAGCUGCAGUCUUAUGUCCAAGACUCGUCGUGUCAGAAGAACGACUUCAAUCGCACGUACGUCUUGGAUCUCGAAGUCAGCAGGCACUACGACAGAGGACCGGCGACUCGUACAGUCACCUGGCGAAGCAUCCCCUGCGCUCCAGCCCAAGCGAGAUACAUCAUCAUGAAUGUCAUCACCCGCUCCGGCCCCGGACCCUGGACCGACGGCGGUUCUGCAUCGCUCGCACGAGCAGUGUAUCAGGUACUCAACCAUGCAGUGCACAUGGGCCCACGUAUCUUCCGGAAAUCUCUACUCCCCCACCACAUGAAGCUACAAGACUUGAUAAUCAACAUCGACAUCGGCGUAUACUGCAGUGCGCCCAUCCGAGGCUGCAACACCAAUCCAGAGAUCAAUGGGUCAUUGUUCCAGAGCGGCUGGAUGCAGAUCUCGCGGACUGGGUUCUGGUCUGGCUACUUGGAGAGAACCAGACUUAAAACCAAUGGAGAGGAAGAGGUUGUCAUUCCUACAGAGUGGCAGAUGUCGCCUGCUCUGCCUGGGUAUUGGAGAGGUCUGGGGUUUCAAUGGGGCAUUACGGGGUUGCAGUGUGCUAACUACUUUACACUGUGA